This is a messenger RNA of Neocloeon triangulifer, 1856 nucleotides long. RefSeq names its product alkaline phosphatase 4-like. NCBI's taxonomy places the organism in Eukaryota, Metazoa, Arthropoda, Insecta, Ephemeroptera, Baetidae. The record is from RefSeq and is a predicted model, not a curated record. Gene Ontology annotation, molecular function: alkaline phosphatase activity. Bases 167 to 1777 code for a protein of 536 amino acids. Gene Ontology annotation, biological process: dephosphorylation. The transcript is spliced from 8 exons.
UAAAUACUCCAUGCCGCUCCAUGCCAAUGAAGAAAAGUGUCAAUUCACGUUGCGCGGAAAGUUCUGGCAGUUUUAAUUAUUUUAAUAUGGAAGCUGAAGCUCCAUUGAGGACCUUUUGAUUUUACUUAAGGUUUUGCUUUCUUACAAAGAGAGAAUUUAGAUCGGAAUGAGGGCUGUUUUGGUUGUCACAUUUCUUUUUGCCGUCUGCGGCGCGGCACCCUCUGAUAAGAAGCAAGAGACGGAGAUUCGCAUGGUUAAAGCCAUCGAAGACAAGGAAGUUUGGUUUGAAGAGGCACAGAAUCGACUUGACAAAGUAACAAAAAAGAAGCAAAUUGAGAAUAAGGCAAAGAAUAUUAUUCUUUUCAUUGGAGACGGAAUGGGAAUCGCGACAGUUACCACAUCCCGAAUUUACAGGGGUCAACUCAACGGUAAUACUGGCGAGGAGUCGUUCCACUCCUUUGAGCUGUUCUCCAACGUUGGCCUAAUUAAGACGUACACAGUAAACAUGCAAGUUCCUGAUUCGGCAGCAACUGCUACGGCCAUGCUUUGUGGGGUCAAAACGAACCAAGAAGUAAUAGGGUUUGAUGCCAACGCUAUUUAUGACGAGUGCAACUCGGAAAUCAUAGGAACGUCAAAGGUCGAGUCUCUGUUCAAGUGGGCUCAGGAUAUAGGAAAGAGAACAGGGGUGGUCACGACGACGAGAAUCACCCACGCAACCCCAGCGGCAGGGUACGCUCACAUCAACAACCGAGACUGGGAGUGCGACUCGGAGAUUCCGGAAGAGUACAAAAGCUGCACUAAAGAUAUUGCUCGGCAACUUGUAGAAGACGAGCCAGGAAAAAAUCUGAACGUCAUUUUUGGCGGAGGACUGCAGCAGAUGGGAUUUGGUUCGAGUCCAAGCGAGAGUUCCUGCAAAAGGACCGAUGGCAAGAAUCUCACUUCGCAAUGGGAGAAUGACAGGGCGACUGAGCGGGUCAGUUACGGUUUUGUCACCAACAGGGAGCAAAUGGAGGCGCUCAGCACAGAGCAGAAGGUCUUGGGUUUGUUUGGCUAUGGGCACAUGUCAUUCGAUUUGGAAAGAGACACCACGCCAACGGGAUCUCCUUCCAUCGCCGACAUGACAGAGAAGGCCAUUGAAUUGCUCCAGGGUGCGCAAAACGGAUACUUUUUAAUGGUUGAAGGAGGAAGAAUCGAUCAUGCUCACCACGGAAACUAUGCAAGGUUGGCUCUUGACGAAGCGGUGAGAUUUGACGAGGCGAUUGAGAAAGCGUUCAACAUUACAAAUGAAGACGACACUCUGAUCAUUGUCACGGCUGAUCAUUCCCACGCAAUGACCAUGAACGGAUAUCCCGAAAGGGGCAACGACAUUUUAGGAUUUGCUCAAAAAACUACUGACAAGGAGUUUGCUUAUGAAACGAUAACAUAUGCGAAUGGACCUGGAUACAAUGUACACAAAAAGUUGGGCGCUAUAGCCGAGGGUGAAUACAUGUGGAUCGACCCCAGCACUUUGCAAAACCGAGAUGAUACGAGAUAUGGGCAUUUCGCCCCUAUUUACGAGUCAAUUGAAACGCACUCAGGAGAGGACGUGGCCAUUUAUGCCAAUGGGCCGUUCUCUCAUCUGUUUAACGGAGUAUUCGAACAAAGCUAUGUGGCACACGCCAUAAGCUGCGCUGGAAAAUUUGGUCCGAGUGCAGAUUACUGCAAUUCAGCUUUAUCAGCAAGGCCUUCUGCACUUCUAUUGUGUUUGCUUAUCAUUGUCAGAUCACUAUUCGCCUGACAUUGAUAAAAUAUUGCCCAACUCUCCCAUAGCACUGAAUGUACAAUCUCCAGAAAAUAAAAAUUAAGUUUUUUCUGUA